GCAUAGAUCUCGGGAAUAAUUUGGGAGCUGGGACCUUUCCAUUUAAAUGGCUCAUGUUCAGUACGCUAUGUGGUACGACAAGGUAGUGUUUCAACCUUUUCGUUCCCUGUUAAUAUUCGUCACAUGUUGUUAUGCGAUGUAUAAUACAAAUGAAUUGCAAAAUGUUGCAUAUGAUCUCGAAAUCGUUGAAAUACCUUUUGGAUUUGAAAAUUUGAAAUUGGAUAGUGGAACAUUGGUGGAAAAGAUGUCGAAGAAUACAUUGCUGGGAAUAUUCGAUGUGGACGACGGGAGCUCAACUAUUGUUGUUAGUGAAUUUGGACAAAAAUUUAUCUGUUCCUUGCCGAAAAUUCCGUUAACAAAAACGAGCAGUAAAUCGAAAUCAAAUUUAACCGUGAAUUUGAUUUCCGAUGUUAUAGCAGCAAGCUUCUAUGUGCAAAAUUGCAUUCGAAAAAAUACAGGAUGGUGGACAUACGAACUUUGCUAUAACAAACAUGUCCAACAGUUCCGUCUUGAAGGUUCAAAAAUUGUUGGCAAGGUUAUCUACCUAGGACAUUAUAAAAAUAACUCGGAUAUAAAUUUGUCAAAGCACAAAAGUGAAGAGCUACCGUAUUUCGAACAAAUUUAUGAUGAUGGGACAGUUUGCGAUGUGACGGACAAAUCAAGGCUUACACGUGUCUGGUACAUGUGUGAUGAUACUUUAUCGACAAGCGAAGCGUACAUUGCUGAUGUCGAUGAGCCAUCCUCAUGUGAGUAUAUUAUAAAGGUGAAGACAGGGUCACUUUGCAAGUUGGAUAUUUUUUUAAGUCGAAGUAAACCGCGUGAACCUUUAUCAAUCAUGUGUCGUCCUCUACUGGAACAGAAAGCUAUUGAGCGGUACCUCGAAAAAGUGACUGAGGAAAAGCGACAAAAAGAAGAAGCAAAGAAGGAAUCUGAACUUUUCGUAGCACGGGCAGAUAGCAUUCAGCGACAGAGAUAUGCGAGGAAACGUCUAGCAAAACGAACACCAAAGGGUAUAAGGGAAAUGGAAGCGACUGAAAAAGAGCUGAAAAUGGUGUAUGAGGAAAUAAUGAGGUCGAUCACGAAACUGAAUGUUGAUCUUACCAAAGUGAAAGCAGACCUUCAUUUCAUAUAUGACGACUUACAUGAGAUGGAAACACGUUAUCUCACCGAAGUGGAUGAGGAUCGUGGAAAUAUAUAUUGGUACUUCAAGGAUCCGAACUGGAAUCGUGAAUUUUUUCCCGUCACUCUUGCAUACUCACGCGGUAGAAAUAAUUACUAUCUAAUGAUGUCAUCAUUCUUGAAAAAAAUAGAUGAAGAAUAUGACGAGAAAAAGAUGUCAUUUUCAAAAUUUUUACACGAUAUCGAUGAAAGGAUGAUAACAGAAGCAUAUCUGAGUAUAAUGAUCGGUUCGUUAAGAAAGGCUUUCCAUGAAGGUAUUUUCCCGGACAUUGUAAAUGAUGUGGACGAUGCAGAAAAUCCACUUCUGAUAGCAAUGUGGAUUAACUCUGAGAAGCAGCUUGAGAUAUUGCAGUUAUUUGAAUACAAAGUUUUGAAAUUGCUAAAUCGAGGGAUAAAAUUUACGGCGGAAGAUCUAAUGUCGCAUGUUGCUCGACAGCUUCUCUCUGUUCGUACGUUGUUAAUAAAUGACGGGAGUGAUUACAGUUUUGACCGGAAACUCAGUUAUAUUUCGAUCGAGAAAAUGUUUCUGAAAUAUAUGCAAGCCUACAAUCGUGCAGUGUUGCGUUAUGACAAAAAGUCGUGGGGUAAUUUCAUGAAGCAUACUUCGGUUGAGACAUUUAGAUUGUUUGAAAAUCCAAAUAUGUUUCUCGCGCGAAUUGAAGAUUUGAAUCCUGAAAAUGCUUACCUUUUCUACACAGAGACUUUUGAAAUUGAAAGUUGGCGAAUAACCGAAGGAGAAACGACUGUUAAUGACAAAAGGGGAGAAGUUCAAAAUGUCAUGAAUAAGGACGAAAAAGUUGCCCAACUAAGGAUGCUUGAAAGGGCUAGAAGAAAAAACUUGAGAAAAAAAGUUGAGCAUUAUUUGCGAUCAAAGAGAACAGCAAAAAAAAGUGAAUCGGAUGAAACAUUAUUUCAUGAUGAUCUUGAUGAUUUACGAAAGCAGCUGUUUGUUUUUAAAAGUACACUGGAAGAGAAAAUCCGUGAAACAGGUUUAAUUCAAGGGGCGGAAGUCAAAGUGCAGCUGGUUUCUCCAGUAGGUAAUGUUAUCAGCAGUACGGGUGUUGGAGGAUUAGAUGGUGAGCGUGUAAAUGCUGUGUUAAAGGCAUUUUUCCUUGAGCAGGACAGUGUUAAUGAUGAAGAGAAUCGAUAUGAUCGAUUAGCACGGGGUUAUACUUACGGUGCCGAUGAAGAGGAGCGACAGAGAGUAAGAAAAAACGGUGACGAUGAUGACGAUGAUUUGAAAUCAAGCAUUUUGCCUAUUUUAAAACGGAUUUUGCCCUAGAAAAUAUGAAUGGAACCUUUCUGAAUUUCCGUUCUAAGGUACUCGUUAAUUUGUAUGUUACCAAUGAAUGCCAUACUUGGUAAUUGUAUUAAAGUUGUUAUUCUUUUGGUUUGCCUUGCUCUUUUCAUUAUUUUGUUAUGGGUUCAUAUAAAUAGCAACUUCCAUUCGAGUCCUCAAAGAAAUCCUUUUAUCAGUUUAAUAUUUGCAAUAAUUUCAUGGUUUAUUUUGAUAUUAAUCAUGUGCCGUGCUGACUAUGAAUAUAUAUACAUAUUCUGCACCCUCUUAACAGUGUCUAUAUAAGGCUGUCUCUGAACAACC
Loa loa (African eye worm) is the source of this 2779-nucleotide messenger RNA. RefSeq lists its product as hypothetical. The record is from RefSeq and is a predicted model, not a curated record. Gene Ontology annotation, biological process: endoplasmic reticulum unfolded protein response; retrograde protein transport, ER to cytosol. Gene Ontology annotation, cellular component: endoplasmic reticulum lumen. Lineage: Eukaryota; Metazoa; Nematoda; Chromadorea; Rhabditida; Onchocercidae. The transcript has 16 exons. The coding region runs from base 47 to 2461 and encodes 804 amino acids.